Molecule: messenger RNA, 1333 nt
Organism: Pistacia vera
Lineage: Eukaryota; Viridiplantae; Streptophyta; Magnoliopsida; Sapindales; Anacardiaceae
Product: sec-independent protein translocase protein TATC, chloroplastic
Exons: 4
Coding region: 15-1100 (361 amino acids)
Biological process (GO): protein transport by the Tat complex; intracellular protein transmembrane transport
Cellular component (GO): membrane; TAT protein transport complex
Molecular function (GO): proton motive force dependent protein transmembrane transporter activity
Source: RefSeq, a predicted model, not a curated record
AAACUAAAAAAAAAAUGGGAAGCACGAGCACAGCACUCGUGGCACACUUGCGGCUGAGCUACGGCUGCACUUCCCGACGGAACGAGCCAAUCAGAACCGUGCGGAGUUGUGUGAAAGUCAACGGUUGUAGUUCGAGGCUGAGAUUCGGUGCUUCGCGGUGCAGGAGGAGUUUCGGUAGACUCGUUUGUUUCGCGGCGUUUGACGGUGAUGAUGUGAUAGAGAAACAGCCGGAGUCAGGUACAAGUAAUAGCGGCGCUGGAGGAGUUGGCUCAGCUGUUGAAGAUAGACCUGAUGUGUCUGAUAUCACAAGAGAUGAGACGUUAGCAAAUCUAAACAAGGGUGGCAAGGAAAGUUCACUUUACGAUUUUCUAUAUCCUGAUAAAGAGCUCCUUCCAGAUGAUAAAGAAAUGACUAUAUUUGAUCACCUAGAAGAGCUGCGUCAGAGAAUAUUCGUGUCAGUUUUGGCCGUUGGAGCUGCUAUAUUGGGAUGCUUUGCGUUUUCAAAAGAACUGAUCGUGUUUCUUGAAGCUCCUGUUAAAUCACAGGGUGUACGAUUUCUGCAACUAGCUCCUGGCGAGUUUUUCUUUACAACUUUAAAGGUAGCAGGAUAUUGUGGCCUCCUUUUGGGAAGCCCCAUUAUUCUCUAUGAGAUAAUAGCCUUUGUUCUUCCAGGUCUAACGAGAGCAGAGAGAAGGUUCUUGGGGCCAAUUGUUUUAGGUUCCUCAGUACUUUUCUACACUGGUAUUGCCUUCUCUUACUGGGUUCUGACUCCAGCAGCCUUAAACUUCUUUGUUACUUAUGCUGAAGGGGUUGUGGAAUCUUUGUGGUCAAUUGAUCAAUACUUCGAGUUCGUACUUGUGCUCAUGUUCAGCACAGGAUUGUCUUUCCAGGUUCCAGUCAUACAACUUCUGUUGGGACAAGUUGGGCUAGUCACUGGAGACCAAAUGCUGUCCAUUUGGCGAUAUGUUGUUGUCGGUGCAGUUGUCGCAGCUGCUAUACUUACACCAUCAACUGAUCCUCUAACUCAGAUGCUUCUGGCAACGCCCCUUCUGGGUCUUUAUUUGGGUGGUGCAUGGAUGGUUAAGCUUAUAGGACGAUGAGAAAAUCAACUGUAUGAAUUUAUGUGAUUGUUAUCGGUGGCAGGCACACUUGGUGGCAUGCACAUUUAGAGAUGCACGAUGCCUCUAUAUUACCAGAAGGGUGUAAUAUAAAAGCCACACUACAUUUUAGGAAAGGAAAAUAUCAUGAAUGUCAAUCUUGUAUUUGAUUUGUAGCAUUAUUGAACAUGAUUGACUUUUUGCAUCUAAUAUGAUAGAAAAAUGUCCAUUGACAA